AUGCAUAAUUUCUGGAUACUGCGUUUAGUGAUCUUGCCAUAUUUUCCUCUAAUUUAUUUUGUCCCCUGUACUACAUACGCGCUGUAUGUUGAUGACGGAGUCAACAGUGCACUCACAAUCAACAAUGUUAUCGCACCGACUGAUGAACACUCAGAGAAGGCUACAGUUGUAAGGUUUGCCGAUAGCAACACCGUAUAUGGUAUUCUCGUAUUUGAUGGUUUACUUGCAAUUGCUUUGGAUAGUAGCAUUGUUGUGCGGAGCCUGUCGCCGUCUGUGAGUAGUGAAGAUUUACUUCGUAUACCUCUGCCAGCACCAAUCCGGAGCGGGCUACUGGAAUUCAAAUUUGUUAAUUAUGGAACUUUGCUGUACUGUGAUUCUACAACAUGCAGGUUCGCUUAUUUUAAAAUUUACUGUUUACCUCUGGAAAAGUAG
Molecule: messenger RNA, 432 nt
Organism: Gongylonema pulchrum
Lineage: Eukaryota; Metazoa; Nematoda; Chromadorea; Rhabditida; Gongylonematidae
Source: the annotation of a GenBank genome assembly